Molecule: messenger RNA, 14116 nt
Organism: Cuculus canorus (common cuckoo)
Lineage: Eukaryota; Metazoa; Chordata; Aves; Cuculiformes; Cuculidae
Gene: CNTNAP4
Product: contactin associated protein family member 4
Exons: 24
Coding region: 291-4211 (1306 amino acids)
Molecular function (GO): calcium ion binding
Source: RefSeq, a predicted model, not a curated record
GGGAGCCUCCCGUCACCGCGCCGCGCAGGGAAGUCUGGCAGUUUAGCCUUGAGUGAUUCCGUGAAACUGAGGGAAGAGGUUCUCGCCGCUGCUCUUCAGAGGCUGCGGUCGUGAGAGGGAAAAGCAGAUUCGGAGGCGUGUGCGUGUGUGUGAGCAGACGCGGGGUGCGUUUGGGUGAGGUAUCUGCGUGAGAAGGCAGAGACGGAAGGAGGAGGCAGGAGCAGGACUGAAGUGUAGAGCAGCUGUUUCCUAAUACUCCGGUUCUUUUGGGUGCCUCGGUGAAUGUGAACAUGGAUUCUGUCACUGAAAUCUUCUUGAUGCUGCUGUUUCUGCUCUCUGCUCGUGACUGGCACACGGCAGUGGCGGGGGAUAAAUAUAAUUGUGAUGAUCAGUUGGUGUCUUCUUUGCCUCAGUCAUCUUUCAGCAGUUCAUCAGAGCUGUCUAGCAGUCACAGCCCGGAAUUUGCAAGGCUUAAUCGAAGAGAGGGUGCUGGUGGCUGGUCUCCACUUGUGUCCAAUAAAUAUCAGUGGCUUCAAAUUGAUCUUGGUGAAAGAACUGAGAUUACUGCUGUUGCUACUCAAGGUGGUUAUGGGAGCUCCGACUGGGUAACAAGCUACCUUCUAAUGUUUAGUGAUGGUGGACGAAACUGGAAGCAGUAUCGUCAAGAAGAAAGCACUUGGGCCUUUUCUGGAAACACAAAUGCAGACAGUGUCGUAUACUAUAAGCUUCAACAUUCCAUUAAAGCAAGAUUUCUCCGUUUUGUGCCUUUGGACUGGAAUCCCAACGGCAGGAUUGGAAUGCGCAUUGAAGUGUAUGGAUGCACAUACAUGUCCGAGGUGGUUGGCUUUGAUGGGAAAAGUUGUCUAAUUUAUACAUUUCAUCAAAAACCUGUGAGUGCACUGAAAGAUGUGAUUUCUCUGAAGUUUAAGACAAUGCAAAGUGAAGGAAUUGUCCUCCACAGGAAAGGACAAAAUGGAGACCACAUCACCCUGGAAUUAAUUAAAGGGAAGCUAUCCCUACUCAUUAACUUAGGUGAUACUAAAACACAUCCUUCUAAUACCCAAAUUACUCUGGGAAGUCUUUUGGAUGAUCAGCACUGGCAUUCUAUUCUCAUUGAGCACUUUAACAAUCAAAUAAAUUUUACAGUGGAUAAACACACUCAUCAUUUUCAUGCAAAAGGAGAAUUCAAUUAUUUGGACCUUGAUUAUGAGCUCAGCUUUGGAGGGAUCCCAUUGCCUGGAAAAUCAGGAACAUUGUCACACAAGAACUUUCAUGGGUGUUUUGAAAAUAUUUAUUAUAAUGGAGUGAAUAUUAUUGAUCUGGCCAAAAGGCAUCACUCUCAGAUCUACUUCGUGGGCAACAUGUCCUUCUCAUGCUUAGAGCCACAAGUAGUUCCUGUUACAUUUCUGAGCUCCAGUAGUUAUCUGGCACUGCCAGGCACAUCAGAGCAAGACGAAGUAUUCAUCAGUUUCCAGUUUCGCACCUGGAACAAGGAGGGACUUCUGUUGUCUAGUAAACUACACCAGGCUUCAGGUGGUUUCCUCUUAUAUCUGAGUAAUGGGAAAGUUAAAAUCAGUCUUCAUAAACCAGGAAAAUCACUGAGUGACAUCACUGCAGGUACUGGAUUAAAUAAUGGCCAGUGGCAUUCAGUAUCCUUCUCUGCCAGAAGGAAUCGUAUCAGUGUAAUAGUGGACAAUGAUUUGACCUCAUCUGCUCACAGCUCCAUUCCUCUGCAAAUUCAUUCAGGAGGCGUUUUCUACUUUGGAGGCUGCCCUAACACUGGAAACAUUUCUGUAUGUAAUACUUCAGUUGCUGGCUUUCAAGGAUGCAUGCGACUUAUUUCCAUUGGUAACAAAGCAGUGGAUAUGAUCUCAGUUCAGCAAAAUAUUUUGGGCAAUUUCAGUGACCUACAGAUAGAUUUAUGUGGCAUUAUAGACAGGUGUUUGCCUAAUUACUGUGAACAUGGUGGUGAAUGUUCACAGACCUGGAACAGUUUUUACUGCAACUGUGCCAAUACUGGUUACAAGGGAGCUACUUGCCACUAUCCCAUCUAUGAGCAAUCUUGUGAAGCCUACAAGCACAGAGGGAAUACUUCAGGCCUCUACAAUAUUGAUUCAGAUGGAAGUGGCCCCUUGGGACCAUUUCUCGUAUAUUGUAAUAUGACAGAUACAACGUGGACAAUUAUACAGCAUAACAACACCAACCUAACCAGAGUAAAAAGUGCUAAUCGAGAGAACCCCCAUACUGUGUUUUUCAAAUACUCUGCCAGCUUAGACCAGCUUCAGGCUACAAUUAACCGUGCAGAGCACUGUGAACAGGAGCUUGCUUACCACUGCAAAAAGUCGAGACUUUUAGAUAAACGAGAUGGGAUGCCACUGAGCUGGUGGAUUGGAAGAACCAAUGAAACACAGACUUACUGGGGAGGUUCCUUGCCUGCUGUACAAAAAUGUGCUUGUGGAUUAGAGGGAAGCUGCAUUGAUUCACAGCAUUACUGCAACUGUGAUGCGGACAGAGAUGAAUGGACCAAUGAUACUGGAUUCAUUUCCUACAAGGAGCAUCUACCAGUGACUGAAAUUGUGAUCACAGACACUGACAGACCAAGUUCUGAAGCAGCUUACAAACUGGGGCCUUUGCUUUGCCGUGGAGACAGAACAUUUUGGAAUUCAGCAUCCUUCAACACAGAGAUGUCCUACUUGCAUUUCCCCACCUUCCAUGGAGAGCUCAGUGCAGAUGUCUCAUUUUUCUUUAAAACUACUGCUUCCUCAGGAGUGUUUUUAGAAAACCUGGGAAUUCAAGACUUCAUAAGGAUAGAGUUAUACUCUGCAUCUGAAGUGAUUUUUUCGUUCGAUGUUGGAAACGGACCUAGCGAAGUUACAGUGCAAUCACUCACUUCUUUAAAUGACAACCAGUGGCAUUAUGUGAAGGCUGAACGCAACAUCAAAGAGGCAUCCUUACAAGUAGAUCAGCUUCCUCAAAAGUCUUACACUGCUCCACCUGAUGGGCAUAUUCGCUUGCAGCUCAACAGCCAGCUUUUUGUAGGUGGAACAGCAUCCAGGCAAAAAGGAUUUGUGGGAUGCAUUCGUUCUUUACAGUUGAAUGGAAUGUCCCUAGACCUGGAAGAGAGAGCAAAGAUAACGCCAGGAGUUGAACCAGGAUGUCCUGGACAUUGUAGCAGCUAUGGUAACCUGUGCCAUAAUGGUGGAAAAUGUAGAGAGAAAUACAGUGGAUUCUCCUGUGACUGCACUUUCUCUGCCUAUGCUGGGCCAUUCUGUAAGAAAGAGAUCUCUGCCUAUUUUGGGACUGGCACUUCUGUGACAUACAAUUUUCAAGAAUACUACACCUUAGCUAAAAAUUCCAGUUCUCAUGCAUCUUCUUUUUAUGCUGACAUGACACUGAACAGGGAAGAAAUUUCGUUUGCCUUCCGAACAACACGGACACCAAGCUUACUGCUUUAUAUCAGCUCCUUCUACAAGGAAUAUCUAUCAGUCAUUCUCACCAGAAACGGAAGUUUACAGAUCAGGUAUAAGCUAGACAGCCAUCAAGAUCCUGAUGUCUUCAACGUCAAUACGAAAAGCAUGGCUGAUGGACAACUGCAACACGUGAAGAUUAACAGAGAGGAAGAAAUGCUCUUUGUAGAGGUUAACCAGAAUGAAAGAAUGAAGUUCAUUUUGUCUUCAGGCACAGAAUUCAAUGCAGUCAAGUCUCUCACACUUGGCAAGAUUUUAGAAAACAGCGAUGUAGAUGAAGAGACUAUGAAAGCAAGCUCUCAGGGGUUUAUUGGAUGUCUGUCUUCAGUGCAGUUCAACCACAUUGCUCCUUUGAAGGCCGCACUGCACCACAGCAGCUCAGCCUCUGUCAUUGUAAAGGGACGCUUCACUGAAUCCAACUGUGGUACUUUAACUGGAGCUGACUCAACAUCAAGUGAAACAACCCAUUCAUUUGCAGAUCACUCUGGAUCAAUAGAUGAGGGAGAGCCCUUAGCUAAUGCAAACAGAAGUGACUCUGCAGUUAUUGGAGGCGUGAUAGCAGUCGUGAUAUUUAUCCUGCUUUGCAUCACUGUCAUAGCCAUACGCAUUUAUAUUAAAAAAGGCAUAUACUCAAAAAAUGAGGCAAAAGGAUCUGAAAAUGAAGACAGUGCUGAAUCUGCACUGAAGAGUGAGCUCAGCAUGCAAAACACAGCCAAUGAAAAUCAAAAGGAAUACUUCUUCUGAUUGACAUUCAUGAUUUAAUUUAAUAUAAUAACGUGACAGUCUGACUUUCUUGCUAAGCCAGUGGCUCUCAAUGGACAGAAAAAGCUCUUGUACUCUACAGUAAAUGCAAUGGAUUUGAGACUUGUUAUACUGCAUAUGUUCAGUCUCAGUGAUUGCUAUUGGGGGCCUCUUUAAAUUACAUGCAUUCCUUAGCUAUUAUACUGUAAAUGCAUUUUCUGUAACAGUGGAUUAGAUAUUGUAAUAAAUUUCAUUGUUGGUAGUUUCCAACUGUUCUGAUGUGACCUACAGCUGAAGUUUAACGUACAUGCUGAAUAUGAUUUUUGAAUGGGAAAAUUGUUAUGAAGUUAUUCCCAUCUUUUUCUUUGAAAUUUGAUUCUGGAAUUUUGUUCAAGGUGAAAGAUGGAUUCUAAUACUUCGUGUUACUAAAGAAAUUCUUCUAUGUAGCAUUAUAGUGAUCCCUUUUACUUCCUCAAACUGAAAAUGCCUUUUGAACGCUAGGUGAUGUCAGCUUCUGCUUGCGAGCCAUGGAGUUUGAUGUCCAAAACAAACUGUACUUUUUUGCCCCGGAUGUGACCGACGGUAUCACUAUGCCUUCUUUUUGACACUUCCGUCUUAUAAACUGAGAGUGUACAGUGUGUAGAAAUGCUGUUAUAUCUCUUUUGCAUUAGGUUUUCACUCAUGGUCAAGUGGUGGCACGAAAUUAGAUUCUUGCACAUUCUAGGCAUUUUAAAUAAAAUUGUGAUUAUAAAAGAUUAUAUUUACUUGGAAAGAUGAAGUAAUACAUUAACAAUAGUUAAAUUGCCAUGAGUGAAAACACAAAAGAUGAUGAGUGUUAUUAUCCCUGGGGUUUAGUAAUGCUGCUUCUGUCAAGAAGUAAUGGUCUGUGCACUAUCUCAGAUGUACUCUCUGAAAACAUCGUAUUUACGAUCUGCUCCAGACCUCAAGAUUAAGUUCUAAAUGAUAUAUAUUGUUUAUGAUUAUUAUGACAAUAGAAUUAGGGCAUUUAGAGUCUAGUAUAGUGGCUGUUUCUUCGAUACUUCUGUUCUUCACCCUUAAUAGUAACUACUAUAUUGCUGCAAGAUAAGGUCUGAUGAUACUUCUCAAAAUUAAACAAGUGCUUUCUAUCCUGACAGAAUAAAUAAGAGCUGCCUGUGAUCUUGUAUGAACAAAUUAUCGCCUAUGAAGUGUAAGUUUAAGUUGUCCAAACAGAAGGUUGUAAGGUCACUUUAAACACCAUAAGGUACCUGGGAUGUCCUUGUAAUCUGGUGAGAAUAUAAAAAAUUCUGCAGAAGGUAUGUCUCUUUUGGAAAAGACAUCUAGAAAUCAGGUACAAUACCCCAAGGCAUUGAAAAUGACACUAGAUGUCAGUAUUUAAGUAACUGACCCUCACACAAAGGUUUUUUUCGUGGUGGUGGUAGUGAGUUUUUUUCUUUUUUCUCCAAAGAGAAAACUGUGACCCUCGAGCUAAUACCUGAGAAAAGAAUCUGCAAUCCUGUGCCCUUGUAGACUUGAGUUUAAAAUUUAAAUAGCUUUCAAAACUGAUUUAUAUUUGCUCACACUGUAAGUAAUGAUAACAGUCAUUGCUUUCCUCCUCUUUCAGUGAGGAGAAACAAAGAAAGAUCCUAUACUGCAAAGUCUAGAAAAUGUUUAUCAUAACGUUAUAAAGACAUGGAAACUUGACAUGGUAUGCCAAAACUUUUAAUGUGUAGGUUUCUUUACAUAAAUUGUAUUUCUAAAUAUAAGUCCAUCAGACUUUGUCUUUUAAGGCUUAUUUACUUCCAUCAAUCUUUACUUUCUGUAAUCAGAAUUCUACAGAUCCUUAUCUGUUUCCUCCUGUACAGCUUUACUUCAUUUCCAGAGACAAAUUAUUCCUUUUCUUUUUUUUUGGCUCUGCGAACAGAGAUUUUUUUUGGAUUAAGAUGCACAGCUUUCUGUUCGUUGCAUUUCUACAAGUCUGUGCACAGCUGUGGUAGAUUAAUCAGGCUGAGGACCCAGGAUCAAGAACUGGGUGUCUAUGCCAUGUAUGUGUUAGUGUAUUCACUAGUAUUGUUUGGACCAUAACAAAACGUCACUUUUAAAAUGGUCAGAACAUGGUAAGAACGUGAUACUUGACUAUUUCCAAUAAGUGAGAUGGAUGAGAAUACCCUCAAUCUAGCUAGUUAACCUGAAGUGACAAUUACAACUCCUUUUCGAGGGUCUGGGCUAAAUUUAAUUCAAGAGUCCUUCCACGGAAUUCUCUGUAACUCAAACUGUCUGAGCCUCAAAAGGCGUCCCCUUCUUGUAGUAGACAUGUCCAUAUCCACCCUUUGUGUCACUUGGAUCAACAAAUCUAUUGACAGUGAUGAUUCCUAGUCAACUCCAUUUUAAUCACCAUGGCAUGUCGUCGCCAUGUGGGAAAAACUUGGAGAAUGGCAUUGAUUAAAAUAUAUUAGAUCACCGAAAUGGAUCUUUUGAUUGAAUGAUAAGAGACAGACCAUUCAUAUGAGAGUUAGCCACAUACUGAUGUAAUAAAACCUGCAGGGUACCCACACCAGAACAAGUUGGAAAUAAGCAAAUCUAAAUUUUCCAUCACUUUGUUUUACUUCUAAUGCUUUGUUAAUUUUUAUAUUAUGCCUUGAUGGAGAGCAAGAUCUCAUCCCUCACUUUGUUUUUUCUAAAUGAAUAAAUAUUUUCUUUCCUUAUUCUUUGGAAUUUUUCAAAGCAACAGGAAGGGAAAAGCUGAGUAAACCACCUGUUUCAUAAACUAAAUUAAAAGAGGGAGGAGGGUAUAAAUGCCUGGAUGAAUGGCAUAUUACAUUAUUCAAAAACCUUUUUAAGAUAUUUUAUUAUAUGAAGUACUCUAAGGAGAAAAACAAAAAUGGAUUUUGUUGAAUGCACAUCUGUCUGCAGAUUUGUAGCAUACAAUAAUUACAUCUCUCUUAAGAUGCAAAUGCCCAUUUUCAUCUGUAGGAAGAGUGCUCAUAUAUUUAUCACCUGAAUCCAGAAUAUGCAGGUUCAUAGUUGAUGAAGCAGCAUUUUCCAUUACUUGCUGCAUUUCUAUAGGUAAAAAUAAUGGUGACAAGGAAGUAUGCUGAGACAUCAUGCAUCAUUGUGUUGUCCCUUUUUUUAUUUGCUAUUCUUAUGUGUGACCUUUCACCUCUCUGUUAAUAAACAUUUUUUAAAAUAAAGUGAGGAAAAUAUUUUUUACGAAAAAUUGUAUCAAAAUCUAAAAAUGACACUAAUAUACUGAUUUUUUUUUAAAUAGUAAAAAUAUGUAGAAGUGCACAUAAUAUAUUGGUGAGUGUGGUUAUUUAUUGGCAUUACCUAGUAAUAAUGUAACAAAUUUACUACACAUUGAUACUUUUUCCAGUGUAAAUAUAUUUUUUUUGCUAAGCACAAUAAGAAAUAAAUAGCAGCACAUAUACUAGUAUAUUUCUAAAGCUUUGUAUGUAUGCUAGCUACAAAGAGCUUAUAAUUAUUUAUGUACAUUUAGCACAUAAAUAUGAUUUAGUUAGGUGUUGGGGAAACAUUUUCCAACUCAUCUCCUGUUGUGUAGAUGAAGAAUUUGUAAUAACCUAAGAGCAAAAUUUAACAUAAAAUGUACUAAUAAUCAAAAGAAAUUUACAGCACCAUUAUUCAUGGCAGCGAAGUACAUGGAAAAAAAAGUGUGUCAAUGGCAAAACAAACAGAAUUCCUGGGAGGAAGCAAAUGCACAAGUUAGAGUGUAGACUUAGAUGCCCAAAAGCCUGCAGGACCAGUGUGAGAUAAAAGCACAAGAUGAACCACUUGCAGGUCAGUAGAGGACUGAUAGGAAAAUAUCCUUUUGAAUAAAACUAAUUACCUUGAGUAGUAACUGUAGCAAUUUACACCCAAGGCGGAGUUGUAGAUGUAUAGCCAGUGUGAAGUCACCAGGGAAAAAUAUUCUUUGUAAUACAAAAAUAUUUACUAAAUCACAAAAUUUAAUGCUGAAAAAGCAUGGUGCCCUGGUUUCUGCAGUGCAAUGCACAUUCUCCUGAUUAAGCAUGCAGAAAUGCCAUGUAAUUUUACCUAAUCAAGCUUCUAGUUCUGCAGACAAAAGUAAAACAACUGCAUGGUGUUUCAGAUUGUUUAAUGAGAUUGUGCAUUAUCAAGAGGAAUAAAAAUGAAAGAUUCUAUAGAAAGUAGUACUGAAUAAAAAGGUACAGAUAUGAAGGUUCUGAAAUAAUUUCAGUGAGGCUUUUUUUUUUUUUUUUUAAGUAUACACAAAAACAGGCUUAAAAGAAUAAGGAGAAGGAACUUCCCUUUAAAUUUAAUCUUUUCAGGCCCUUUCCUUGGGACAUUUUGGUGGUAGUGGGAAGGAAGGGUUUCAUGGGUUUGUGUACGGAAAGUGUAAAACAAGCAAAAAACCAAGCUGUGCUUUGUGAAGAAGCCAUGCUCUUCCUCAUUCUUGGAGAGCUAUCUGAAAAAUACUUUUUUAAUAGAACUGGCACUGUUCUUUGGAUAUGUUGUCCAAACAUCUUAAUCUUUGAUCUUACCCUUUUUAAGAAAGGAAUCAAAUGUCACAACAGUAGAUGAUACCUUUCCUUCAAACACUGGCAUAAAGUAUAUGAAUUUAUAACUACCAUCUAUGAUGAAAUUCUGAUGUUGCUAACAUUUUGUAUAAAUAACACUGACUAAAUCAUGCCUAAAGACUGUAUUAAAUAGUGUGGUAAAUCCACAGUAAAAAUUUCCAUAAGCAUAUGCGCAAAAGUACACUCAAACAGACACACACAUGUAUGCACAUAAAUUACCUCUGUAGUCGUUGCUAAGGUUCUUCAGAUUUUUAUCAUUUUAUUUGUAUUAUGGCAAAUACUGAAAAACAGUCCAGAAUUCCGAAAUAUCAAAAGUAUUAGAGCUUGCAGUUUCUUCCAGAAUAGUAAGUAGCAGAGAGACUGCUGAUGGGGGAAGAAAAGAUUGUAGCAUUAUAGCACUUCUCACACAGAGACAGUGCUGUAGUAUGUUCCUCUUCUUUUUUUUUUUUUCCUCUUUUCCUUCUCCCUCCCCCAGUUACAUACAGGAAUUGAUAAAUCAUUUGACUGAUAGCAAAAGUCAGUUAUUUCACACACACACAAAGUCACUCCACUGAACAUCAAAUUCAAGCUACUGUCUCACGUCUCUUGGAAAACCAUAAAUCAAUGUACGAUCUUUUAACCAGCUAAUAAAUCCUUUACCACUCCACAUCUCCCAGUCAGUUAACCAGCUUUUAGGAAGUAUCAGGACUCAUACCUUCAGAAUAGGUGCGGCAGUGGGCAUCAAUGAAAGACUCCUAAAUCUGCAGAAGAGGAACAGCUAUUCAAAAUUCUUCUGAGGACCAAGAAAAAUAUAGAGGAAUUGUCAAUGAUCACCUCUGAUUUCACAAAUAUGCAUUUGGAAUCAAGAACCUAUUGAUAAAAGCAUAAAAAGAACUUUUAAAAUAAUACAUAUCUUAUUCAGCAAAAUGGCAUAUACCAGACAGGAGUUGGUAAUGUUUGUAUGUUACAUCUUUUAAUAUGACAUAGUCUUUGGGUCUUCUAGCUUAUUCUGAUAUAUGCAAGAACUUAUUGUAAUACAAUGCAGUCUUUUUGGGGUUUAUGAACUAAUGUUUUUUGUUGUAAAUAGCAGAAGUGUCUUGCAAGCAAUUUAUAAGGCCAAUGUUAAUUUAAUUGAAAGAAACCAUCCUAAAUUAUUCUGGACUAAAAAAGUAAAGGUUGCAAAAAUGUCCCUCACUCCAUAAUACAAAUUCAGUGAUGGAUGCCUGUUUAUUAAACAAUUCAGAGACUUUUCUCACACUCUGCCAAGAACAGAUCCGUGUGAAUUGAGCUCUGAGGAGCUCAGGAAUAUUUAUCCUACCCUUACACAUAUGGCCUUGAAAAAGCCAUUAAUGUUCACACUCCAUUUGUACAAUAAGGAGAAAAACAAUGAAGUUUUGAGAACCUUGCUUUAUUGGUAUUUGUGAAGCCCUUUGAAGAUGGAAGUCUUUAUAUAAAUGGAUAGAUUCAUAAUAGAAAUGGGAUUCUAUCUUUUAUUUAACAAAUAAUGAUAUCAUAAGUAAUAGUUUUCUGUAUUUGUUUUAAUACAUUUAUUUCAGGAGAUGUUCCUUUUUCUUUUGGGCAGAAAUAAUAGAAUUUUCCUGCUAUUUUAUGCAUAAAGGUAGAGUGAUUCAUGAAUAAAGGGGAGAAAACCAGACAUUAGACUAUUUGAUGUAGUAUAGGUUUGGUUGCAUGUUUUCUUUCACCAGCAAAAUAAAGCCCAGAACAUUUUCAUCUAAAUAGAUGGGUAAUAAUUGAGGUAAACAAGAUAGGUGUCGUAUAGAUAAACACAAAACAUGGUUUAUAACAACACUUCUUCAUUUUUACAAAAUGUCUCCUGCAAAUUACGUAGCCCAGCGGGAAAAUCACAUCUAUACUUUUUAAAUGUAAUGCCUGGUUCCUUGUUAGUAGCUUUGGCUGCCUCGUUGUUCCUAUUUGCUGCUAUUUUUUACCACAGAGUUGUUUUUCUGUCCAGCAGUAUAUUACUCUUACCAUAGUUAAUUUUUCAGAUGACAGGACAAAAAAUUCAAUCUGCUUUAACACCCUUAAAUCUUAUGCACACAUAAAUACUCCUUAUCUAGAUAAAAUAAUUAUGUGGAUUUAUUAAGAUGAGUGUUCUAUAUGAAGAAACAAAUCUAAAAGUAAACUUGUACUGAUUUGUGGCUUCGGUUGUUUUUGUUUAUAUUUUCAAUAGAGUUUGUUUGUCGGUUUGGUUUUUGUGCCCUCCUCCCAAGGUGAACAAAGAGGGUUUUUUACUUUUAGCUUAAUCACAUACUGGUUGUGAAGAAAUUAUUUUUAAAGGGUACCACAGGAUGUUAAUAUUUAAUCUGUAAAACUGUAGCCACUAUUAGGAAGAAUACUUUCAGAAUUUUUCACGACUUAUAGCCCCAAGAUCAGCCGCUCUUUUCUAGAUGAAAAUAUUAGUAAAAAAUGGUAUAAUUAUUUUUUCAACUACAUUGAAUGGCAGUAGAAAUACAGAUUUACACUGUCUCAAGGAGAAAGUACUCUGUGGUGGCACUCACUAUGGAAAUUAAAAAAAUUUUACCUCUAUAAUAAUUCAAUAUUUACAGAUAGGGUCAUGAAAUAUUUUAGCAGUUGUGGUGUUUUUAUUACAAAGCAUUCAGGGCCUUAUCCUUGCACAACAAAAACUCCCUAUUAAAUUAAUAUUUAAAUUAAUUGUUUAGUGUCAUGAUCUAUGAAUUAGCAACUCAUAUUUGAAUUAUUGUUCUUGUGUUGUAUCUUUAAUGUUAAAUUUCAUGAUAUGUGCAUGUAUGAUUCAAAGUAAUUUUUCAUUAAUUCAAGUCAUAAACAUAAAAGUAUGUUUUGGGUGUCUUACAGAUAAAUCCUACUAGAAAGUAGCACUUAAGUAUAGAAUAGGAUUUAAAAAAUGUGUCAUAUAUUCCUGUACAUUAUACAUUGAUAAAGCUAACUUAUUUUUACAGAAUAUAAUGUGAUGGAUGUGAUCCAUUCCUAGAACACAUAAUGGGGAUACAAAGGAAAAAUGCAUCAAAAAGGCGAAGACUUUUUAACAGGGAUUUGCUUUAUUGAUAAGAAAUAUUCUUAUAAAAGUCCUCAAGAAUUUGGUUUUAUUAUACUUCUGUACAGCUAUUUUUCCAUUUAUAUAAAGUGUUUAUUUGUGAUCAUGUUAUCAAGAGUAUCUCCUUUCAAUUAUUUCUUUUGUAAAAACCAGCUAACAGUAAUUUUAGUUUCAAGCUGAUAUCUAGUUGUCUGUUCGCCUCAAUAAAGUAUCACAAACUGUAAAUCAAGCACAGCAUGAAAUAUCUAGUAUGUACUUUCUCGCUGCAAAAUAAUCACAAUAAUUAAUAGUCCUCUGAAGCAGUAAGAUCUUUGAGUGUCUAGGGUUGUCUUGACAAUCUUAUUUUAUGAGUAUAAGUAAGCCUGUUAGAAUCUAGGAAAACGUUAGUAAAUGCUUGUUAUUCAGUACUCUAGAAUGGUUAAAUCCUACGUUUGAGAAAUGAAAUGUUUUAAAAUUAAUCAGAUAACACAUGUUGUGAUAGUAAUGCUGCACCUGUGCAGUACCUGCUUGCCCACUGUGGCACUUACUAGAGAUUAACAGUCAUUUCUCCAUUAUCACAUUCACCUCAGGAUUCUUUCCUUAAAAGCUAAACAUGUUUGCGGUAAACAUCUUUUUGCCUCAUUCUUACCUUUUUUACUUCAUCUCGGAAUUUCCUGAUAUUUUGCACCAGUGUAGCGUUCAUAUUCAUGUAACUAGUGGAGAAUCUGUUAUUGUAAUUGCAUAUAAAGUUGCUGCAAUAGAGGUGGCUUUCCCAUUAGGUGGCUGUUGUGCCACCAGUUAGCUAACAAGAGAUCAGGCCUGUGAGUAUUCCUCUGCCCUGUCAGGCUGCAUGGCUAAUUUCCAUCUUGCUGAACUGGGAAAUUCCUGGCUCAGUUCCUGGGAAAAAAUUCUAUAACCAAUCUUUGGCCUCCCAGGACAGAGGUCUCCCGAGCACUGCAUUAUCCAUUCUAUCUGACCAAACAUCACCAGUGGCACGAUGCUUCUCUGUAUUUCUAGUCUCAGCUGGAAGACAGGAGGAAGUGCGCGUGCUGCUGUUCCUGCAGGACAUAAUGCUGCAAGGCCACCUGCAGCAGCUACAUAUUGGUAUACUUAGCCUCGAGACUUCUUCUUAUUACAUAUUCAAUAAAAAAGAAUAUGAAAGUCAAUGUUAGCAACUUCUGCUCAGGCCUGAGGAAGGAGGCACCUGAUAGGCUGUCAGUAGGGAUGCUCCAGCACAGGCUGUGGAUGACAGUGAUUUGUUUAAAAUAAGGAGCUGAAGGCAAAGAAGCAAAGGAAAAGCAGGAGCUGAUGGUUUGUCCUGUUGUUAGUGUUGAGACAAAUAGCAAUGUGACCUUUGGUAUGACCUAUUGAAGCAUUUCUAGAGAAAACAAAUAUGAUUAGAAACUACAUAUAUCAGCUGAGCACAGUUCUGUCCCUGUAGUUGACAAUCAGUAGAGGCAGAGCAAUGAUACAAUACAGCCUUUCCUAAGCAUGUGACAAAGUAAGUACAGAACAUUCAGUGUGAUGUCAUAGUUCUCUCACCACCCCCGAAUUUCCAGCCUUAGGUGGUAUAUUCAAGAAAUUUGUGUUAUGCUCCCUAUUCAGCAGGCUAAGUCAAGAGACUUACAAUAUGUUGGCUACUUAACUCCUGUUGAGAACUGAGACAUGUCACUCAAAUCUGUUGGCUCCUGCUCCAGAAGGCAAAUAUCUGACUGUAUUUGGCUCUUCUUCAGAGACAGCAACAUGAGGCAAGAAAAUAAUAGUUCAUAACACAUUUAGAGCAUGCUUUCAGAAGUUAGUGAUCCUCCCUCAGACAGGAUAAGCAAGAUUUUCAAAAGCACUUACGUUGAUUAAAGGACCCAGUACCUGUUUGGGAUUCUGAACAGAAUUCCUAAACAAUUAGUUUGGAGAACUAAACAGGACAGUUGAGAUUGGAAGGGACCUCUGGAGGUCAUCUGGUCCAAUAUUCCUGCUCAAGAAGGGCCACGUGGAGCCCGCGCCCUGAACUCUGUCCAGAUAUCUUUUGAAUGUCUCCAAGGAUGGAAACUCCACAAGAUCUUCGGGCAAUGUCUGUCAGUGCUCAGUCACCCUCAUAAUGAAAAAAAAUGUUUCCUGAGGUUCAGGAAGAAUGUCUGUGAGAAGUAAAACAUUGCCUCAAAGAUUGCUACAUACCAAAACCACAAAUGUCAGUGAAUCAGCUCUCCUCAGAAGAAAGUGGGGGUGCCAUGCAGCUGUAGUUGUGGAGCCUGUCACGCACAGACUUGAGAUGCCAAAUGGCAACAGGCAGGCACAGUGAGGGAAAGAUGUGGAGGAUGCAAACUGAAGUAAGCUAUAAAAAGCACCUGAAAAGCCUGAGCGCUCACUCUCUGCCCACCGCUGACUGU